This is a messenger RNA of Aspergillus bombycis, 1446 nucleotides long. RefSeq lists its product as uncharacterized. The record is from RefSeq and is a predicted model, not a curated record. The transcript has 4 exons. Bases 1 to 1446 code for a protein of 481 amino acids. NCBI's taxonomy places the organism in Eukaryota, Fungi, Ascomycota, Eurotiomycetes, Eurotiales, Aspergillaceae.
AUGUCAAUCCUCCCACCUUCACGACCUGAAACGGAGCCCCCAAGCCGUAUCACGUACAUGUUGACGCUAGAUGAUAUAUUGUCUGUCGCCGAUAAGAUCGCAGAUAUCACUUCCAACGGGACCAUCACACCAGAGAGAACUGCAUGUCUAGACGAGGAAUUGAAAGCCGCAAGAGACCGUAUCCCCGGUCCACUGAAGAUGGCUCAUACACAAAAGGCCUCAGACAACCAGGCUGACAACACGAUCAUGCAGCACACGUUAGAGAUGAUCUAUCAGCGCUCCCGCUGCAUCUUACAUCGCCAGUACCUGGUGUCUCCGCGAAUGACGAACGGUUACGAAACCUUCCGUUGGGCGUGCGUCGACGCUGCCCGGUGCGUUCUUGAAUAUCAAUGCGAGCUGUUUCAAGACAUUCUGCGUCGUCCUGGCAACAGAAAGCGGUCCUGGUUCGGAGCAUCUCACUCAGUUUCUGACUGCCUGACUGCUGCCAUGGUAAUAUGUCUGGAUGUGCUCAAUGAGCCAAAGGGCGCUCAGGCCGUCUCCGAAAAUACGCGGGCGGAGCUCAUCCAAUUGCUUAAUAAAACGUAUCUGAGUCUGAAAAAUACUCCGCGGCCGUCAGUCGAGACUGCAAAGGCAGCCGAGCGAGUUGCGACCAUGCUCUAUGAGAUGGGCCACUCUAUUAUAGGUGAGGAAUUACGCUGUUCCCAGCCUGCUGCAGCAGAGACCAGUGAGCUUUCCAGUUCCCAACUCGCAGACCAGAUGGCAGCCACAAUAGAGGCGACUUCCUCUCCAUACACAACCUUUCAGGACAUUCUUAACGGGGACUGUCCGCUUGAGAUGUUUGACUGGUCGAUCAAAGGUGUUGCCAAGAUUCUUUUUGAAAAGCUUCUGGUCCUUUUCAAGCUGGCUCUGGCAAUGGACGAGUUACUCUGCUCCCUAUUUUUGUCGGAGGACAUUUUAAAUAUGGAAGCCACCUGCGACCCCUCAUCCGUUGCCAACGUUGACGAAGUCGUGCAACGAGCGUACCCCAAGUUAAAACGAUUUAUUGGUUACAAGGGUAAAAUCUCCAAGCCUAAAUACAUGGGCAAGGGUGAACAGGGCUUUGUUUUCCGCUUUAAACACAAGGGGAGAUAUCUUUGCCUCAAAUUGCUUGAGCAGCUUCGGGAAGCAAGCGGACGUGAGCGAAGCGACCCGCGUUGGAGCCACAUUUAUUGGGCUGUCGUGAAGGACUUUAUCCCCGAUGAACCACCGAGCAGUGCGGGUCUUGAACAAUUACAGAAUAUCGUUGCCACUUUUAACAUCCCAAAAUACGGCAAUAUCCUGCCUCGCGACGUCAAGAAAGAGAACUACAGAGCCCAGCGAAUGGUUGAUUUGGGAUCCACUAUAGCCUUCCCAUUCUAUCGUCGCUAUGCAAGCGAGUUUAAAGUGAUCAAUUCUUCAAUUGUCUAG